UGGGUUUCCACUAAGCAAGAGUGUAAUCGGGAGUACCAAUCUGGAUUAAAUACAAAACGCUUAAAUCAAGUAGACCAUGUAGUCUCAUUCUCGAUUUUAAACAGGAAAUUUAUGAAUAAGCAAAAGAGACUGAAAGUCAAAAUGACAUCAAAGCCAGGCACGUCAACUGACAAAUCUUCCGAGAAUUCGGAGACGGCAGUACAGAUCCGAGUUUUCAAGAAAAUCAAAUAUCCGCCGGCAGGUAAAUCAGAUAAAAUACUGGAAAAGCUACAUGUGCGCCGACCGGAAGGAGAAUUUUGCGACGUUCAGUUGAAAUAUUCGAAUUCUAAGACGGUACAUGCGCAUAAAUCUAUCCUAGCAACAUGCAGUCCCUAUUUUGAGGGUAUGUUCGGUAGCGCAUUUUUAGAAGCUACGAGCGAAGUCGUAGACCUGAGUCAUAUCACAGAUAGAGAAGAUGUUCUGGAAAAUGUUAUAGAUACAUUUUACGGUAGAACGUUUGAAAUUAACGAAGAAAAUGUUAGCGAAACAUUAAAUCUAGCCACUAUGCUUUUACUCGAUGAUUUGAAAACAGAAUGCGCCACAGUGCUCUUCGGUCUUGCACAUGUCAGGAGUGCCGCACAGAUGCUUCAGCUGUCAAUAAACUUUGACUUGAGAGACUUGAGAGAAAAAGUCCUGCCAAUGGUAUACUCGAGAUUCCAUGAUUACAUUUUGUGCCAAGACGACCUGCUAGAUUUAAGCGUAGAAGGAUUCGAGUUCUUGGUCACAAACAUAAAUACGUCAUAUAUCGCAAGGAGAGCUAAGUAUAUCGAAUUUAUACUAAAGUGGUUUCUUAUAUGCGAGAGCGACGAAAGAGCAAAACUGUUAAAGAAAGCGAUAAAGAGAAUAGGUUUUAAGAUAACAAAGCACGCCUACAAAGAGUUUGAAGACAUAUUAGAAGAUGUAAUUAAUCACCUUGACGACGCUAACUCCGACGUUUCAGAAGAAAUCAAAUUGAAACUUAGUAAACGACUGCCAAGACUUAAACCAAAUGAUUACAUCAAGAAUCCUUCUCCAGAACCCGGGAGAACAACAGACGAUAAAUCUGAAAAAGAGACAAGAAAGAAAGAGGAAAGUGAUUCUGAACUUGAAGAUGAGCCUGAAAAAGAGUUAUAUAACACAUUUGGAGCGCGACUGAAAGUUUCUGGACCUCCGACUAAAGCGAAAGGAUUCACUAAGGAAGAGGAAGAAACCUGGAAGAAAGCACACGAGGAAAUGGCAGACCGAGAUCAGCAUAGAAUAUGGGCCAAGCAAUGGCCAAUGGAUCUUCUUAACAGGCUAGGCACGCACAACGACCCAAACAGGCCAAAGAAAAUCAAAAGAGAAUCACCACCGGAGUUUUUUAAGUCAAGAAACCGUCGAGUGAAAACGGAAGAGGAAUUGGCCGAAGAGGCAAACCUUGUCCAUGCGGUAGUUGUCCUGUCGCCGUCCUUGUCGUACCUGAAAAGGAUGGAAUCUAAUGAAACAAAAUCUUGCGAAUUUGAUGACGAUAUGUUGGAAGUUUGCGCCUACAUACCUCGAAAACAUGCAUGGUAUAAAGUAACAUCUUUGAGUGCUACCAGUUUGAAGAAAAGGUUCAACACAAGUAGUAUGCGCGAUGAGAGUACCACAUACAGACGACGUUCACGUCCCGACGAUUCUGACGACGAUGAUUGUGAAGAUGAGGAGGAAGCCUUUCAUCUCUCUGCAAUGAUGGAUAUGUAUGGUGCAGACAUGCCGGAAAUGGUGAUGAUGAUGCGUGGAAUGCCAAGCUCCCGGCGCCGGCGGAUUAUGGAAGAGGCAGCGCGUGGGCGCAUGCCGCCUAGCAUGCUACGCCGAAUGAUGGAAAUGGAUGUGGAUGAAGAUGACGACCGACACCGGCGAGAAUACAUGAUGAUGCGAGAAAUGUCCAGGAUGUAUCGGCGGCGGGGACCAUUUGGGAUGGAAAUGAUGCAUAUGAUGCGUCCUCGAACAUUGAACAUACCUUCUUUCACUGAUCCUAAAUGGAAUGCCGUGUAUCUUAAACAUCGCCUGUAUUUCUAUCACCAGGACAUCCGCGAUAUGGUGUUUUGCUAUGAUAUACUAAAUCAAACCUGGUAUAAGUCUAGCAUUAACUACACGGCUGAAAAGCAAGAGCCUUAUUACACGGACCUGAAAGACGGCAUAGAACUUAUUGUUAUGGGACAAAUACUUUAUGCUGUUCUAAGAAUUGCGGUGUUUGAUACGCGACGCGAUUAUCACUGGAAAAGCAAAGAAGAUAAGACAGAGGACAGCAAGCGACAGGAAGUGAUUGUUAAACAUGCCGUGUUUAAGAUGAUCGGAGAAUUAGGGAACGCGAAAUGGGAAAAGGUUAUGGAAAACGAUGGUCAUCAUGAGUACAUUCCUAUUGACAAAGAAAAGAGGCUUGAUCCGGAUAAAGAAAGACAUGGACAUCCGUUCAUGGACUUCUACGAAAUGGGACCAAUGCUAAGACAACCGGAAGCGCUUAGGACUAUUUUGUACGCGGAAGACGAGGAGAAGUUGUACGUCUGCUGCGCAGUAAGGAAACGCUAUUACAAAGAUGAAAGUAUUGUCGGUUAUAGUAUAAGCCAUAUAGACACCAUGUAUCUAGACCUUAAAGAGAACGAGCAUCUUCUUCACUCGCCAGACCGAACACUGUUCCUAAGAACACUGACGCCGUUAUACGGAGAUGACCUAGUAGCUUUUCUAAGCGAUGAUAUCAAAAGCGAGGUGAUGCUAGAUUUAGGGAAACCAGGAGUUUGGAGCCGAGUAUAUGAAUGGGGACGUGGGGAGCCGGAGCAAAGAAGCGAGUUUCUCGAAGCAAGGAAACAGUAUCCGCGGUGCCAGAGUUUACAAUGCAGUGCUGGAGACGGGAGAUCUAUAUGGAUUUUGCGCGGGAAAGAGAACGACACAAGUGAGACAGUGGAAAUUACGGCGACCAUGUUUUACCAAAGCAGAAAAUGUAAGUUCAAGACGACAAAACACCCCCCACCACCAUUUAGAUGUUUUACAAUGGCGAUGGCGGCGAGAAUAGACAAAACUCUUGUAAGAACAUUCAGUCCAUCUACUAAAUAUUUGCAUUCGGACUGAUUCCGCACUUUCGUCAGAUGUUUCAUUGUGUUGAUUCUGCUUUACCAAAACUGCAGAGUGAAUCCGAAAUUCUAUAACUGGCUUUUCAAGCCUGUGAACAUUCUUCGAGGGAUUGUUUUAUACUGACAGACUUAAAUGUUGAUGUCUUUGUUUUUCCUAUACCUUACAAUUUUGUUUCGAUAUAGAGUGAAACGUCACGGGCAGAAAUAAUUUCGGGCGUAUUUUGGAUACCAUUGCAACAGAUUCUAUAAUUUGACUUGUUUUAGCUAUCACUUUCCUUUUGCUUAGCCAAGUGUUAUUGUUUCGGUUAUCCAUGCGUGUGUCUCGUAUAUAUUUUACUGAAUAUCUAAUGAUGGAUUUUAAAUAUAUAAUAUACACUGACCUUGCCGAAGUGGGUCUUCUUCUUCCUCUACUAAAAUGUAUAUUUUUACUGUGACUAACACGAUAAAUGAACAAUACCAAAGCAAGGCAAGUAAACAUUUCAAAAUACCUAAUUCUUAUUCAACUAGGCAGUAUAAUAGGGUUAUUAUAAUAGUAGCUCGCCCUGGGAUGCUGAAAUAAUUAAACCCAUCUGAUCACAUCAAAAGAGGACUGAUUAGCUACAUCGUUUACAUCCCCGCCUUUGAUCAAUUAAAAGACUUUACAUAGUCAAGUACAAUAGUGCACGUGACAGAACUGAAAAUUUGAUCAAAUCAGUGAAAUGAUUUUAUCAAGUAAUUCACUUCUUCUUUUGUUAGUUGCCCUUUCGUUUGUAUUGUUCGAGUGUUGCGAGUUUUAAAGAAACCAUCAAAAUGAAUUACUGGUGAUCGAUGGCUGUUUGAACAGCGAACAUUCAGAGGCCGCGCCACAAUUCUCGCUUUGAAUAAACAACGUCUCGUACGUAAAAUGCUUAUGUCAUAUGCCGACACAACGUAAGUGUGAACAAGCACGACAAAUCGAAUGUUGUGACAUCACAUAUUUUUUAGGUCAAUACAACUUGGAAAUUGUUUAGAUAGAAUAUUCCUAUAAGUUACAUAUGCGCUUUAGAUAGUCUGUUAUGACUAGAACCUAUUACAUAUAUGUUUUCAUUAACAAAAUACAUGGUAAUCGUGUGAUAAUUUAUUAAAGUGAUAAUCAGUA
Molecule: messenger RNA, 4224 nt
Organism: Mercenaria mercenaria
Lineage: Eukaryota; Metazoa; Mollusca; Bivalvia; Venerida; Veneridae
Exons: 2
Coding region: 112-3105 (997 amino acids)
Molecular function (GO): protein binding
Source: RefSeq, a predicted model, not a curated record